Molecule: messenger RNA, 1322 nt
Organism: Solea senegalensis (Senegalese sole)
Lineage: Eukaryota; Metazoa; Chordata; Actinopteri; Pleuronectiformes; Soleidae
Product: E3 ubiquitin-protein ligase TRIM35-like
Exons: 2
Coding region: 1-1146 (381 amino acids)
Molecular function (GO): zinc ion binding
Source: RefSeq, a predicted model, not a curated record
AUGAAUCAAAACUUUAGAAUCAAACACAACCUGUUCUCCAAGCUCCGCCCCCUUCUCCUGCCUCACCCAAGAACAACCAGGAAACAGCAGUCACCAUCACUGCAGAAGACAAGUGUCCACACACUGAAGGUGAGUUUGACAAAAACACCAGACUGUCCUGUUUGUAAGAGAAGGUCUUCAAAGGAUCAACCACCCUGUAACCUGGUUUUAAAGAACAUGUGCGAGACCUUCUUACAGGAGCGAGGUCCGAGGUCUUCAGAGGUUCUCUGCAGUCAGCACUCUGAGAAACUCAGACUCUUCUGUCUGGACCAUCAGCAGCCAGUGUGUCUCGUCUGCAGAGACUCAAAAAAACACAUCGGCCACAAGUUCAGACCCAUCGAUGAAGCUGCACAAGAACACAAGAAGCAACUUCAGGAAACUCUGGAGACCUUCAAGAAGAACUUAAAGAGUCUGGAAGAAGUUCAGGUGAAGUUUGAUCAAACAGCAGAACACAUUAAAGUCCAGGCCCGACGCACAGAGACACGGAUGAAGGAGCAGUUUAAGAAGCUUCAUCAGUUUCUACAAGAGGAAGAGGAGACCAGGAUGGCUGCACUGAGGGAGGAAGAGCAGCAGAAGAGUCUCAAGAUGAAAGAGAAGAUGGAGGCUCUUCACAGAGAGAUAGAAGCUCUAUCAGAUACAGUCAGAGCCACAGAGGACGAGCUGAGAGCUGAAGACAUCGUCUUCCUGCUCAACUACAGAGAGCAGCAGCGCCCCCUGCUGGAGCCUCCACAGCUGCACUCAGGAGCUCUGAUAGACGAGGCCAAACACCUGGGCAACCUGGCCUUCAACAUCUGGAACAAGAUGAAGGACGUGGUCUCCUACAGUCCUGUGGUUCUGGACCCAAACACCGCUCAUCCAAAACUCAUCGUGUCUGAAGAUCUGACCAGUGUGAGACGAGAAGACAGACAGAAGGUUCCUGAUAAUCCAGAGAGGUUUGAUUAUUACAACAGUGUCCUGGGCUCUGAGGGUUUGAACUCAGGAACUCAUAGCUGGGACGUCCAGGUUAGAGACAAUACAUGGUGGACAGUGGGAGUUUUAGAGUCUAUGUUUCCAUACAUUAAGAAUGCUGAUGAUGUUGAAGUGAAGAUGUUACCAGUGAAGGUUUGAAGGUUAAAGGGACAGUUCACAGAAGUGAAGCUGUUCAACUUCACGUCUCUUUCACUCUCUUCACUCGUUCUUCUCUCCUUUCAGAGUUUGUGUUUUUUCACGUGUAUAUAAAAUAUUAUAUUAGUGAAAUAUUAAGGUCUAAUUGUAGUUAAUCAAUACUUAUUCUGUACUCCUGU